AUGGUAGUAGAACGAGUUGGACAUACUAACGCUGAUGAGGUCCAGGUAGAUUCCACCCUGACACAGUUACGCUACUGCAAACAACGGGGAUCAUUGGAAGCGUACAAUAAAGAGUACAAUGCUCUAUCCGCUGCAAUACCAGACGAACUACUAUCACCCAAGUGCAAGCAGUCUUUCUACUUGAGCGGACUAGAAAAAUCGUUGCAAAUAACGGUCAGAAAUCUGAGACCGGAUUCACUGGAGACCGCCAUGAUUUUAGCAUCCAACUCAUGCGGAGAGGACCGCUCAGCGGAAUGUGCGACCAACACACACAGGGCCACUGACACCGAUAGGCGUAAGGACCACCUAGCUGACGGCGACGACCUAGACACUCAGAAGGAAAUCGAUGCCAUCCGGACGGGAUACAAGAGGCGGAGACCAGAUCCAUCUGACACCCACAGAGUCAAACUGACAGAAAAGGAACGCAGGCUGCUGCAGAAGUUCGGUCUCUGCUUUAAAUGCCGGGCCGGCAAACAUUGGGCGAAGAACUGCCCUGAAACGAGGCCUAGUUAA
Torulaspora globosa is the source of this 552-nucleotide messenger RNA. RefSeq lists its product as uncharacterized. The transcript has a single exon. NCBI's taxonomy places the organism in Eukaryota, Fungi, Ascomycota, Saccharomycetes, Saccharomycetales, Saccharomycetaceae. The record is from RefSeq and is a predicted model, not a curated record. Bases 1 to 552 code for a protein of 183 amino acids. Gene Ontology annotation, molecular function: nucleic acid binding; zinc ion binding.